Messenger RNA from Linum tenue, 699 nucleotides. The record is from the annotation of a GenBank genome assembly. Lineage: Eukaryota; Viridiplantae; Streptophyta; Magnoliopsida; Malpighiales; Linaceae.
AUGGACGCAAGUGAAGCUCUAAACCUCUACGAUUCCUACUGGUUCGAGAUGGAGAUCCUGAAGAACCGGUCAACGUAUUCUUCCCCGUCGGAUUCCCCGCCGGAGACCCCGACUAUGCCGGAGAUUUCGAAAUUAAGACCCACUCGCGGCGGAGGCCAAUCCGCGAUUCUCAGAUCCAUGAGCGAGGACUUGUACACGAAGCCGAGCUUCAUCAACAACACCCCGGCCUCGCCGGACUCCGUCCUCACUUCUCAGCUCCGCACAAUCCACUCCGGUAAAGAAGCAACCGCCUCCGGUUCCAAUUCACCGCCGAGGGCGAGAAAGCCCACCCCCGCCGGCGGGAGGAGGAGAGCGGCGAAGAAAGGGCCGGCGAGCAAGAGCUUGUCGUCUCUGGAGUUCGAGGAGCUGAAAGGGUUUAUGGAUUUAGGGUUCGUGUUCUCCGAGGAAGACAGGGAGUCGAGCUUGGUCUCGAUUCUCCCCGGGCUACAGAGAUUGGGGAAAAAGGACGGCGGGGAAGCAGUAGAACCCCCUUCGGCGAGGAGGCCGUACUUGUCGGAAGCCUGGGCGGUUCAGGAGAAGGAGAAAAUGAGGAAUCCGGUGAUGAAUUGGCGGGUUCCGGCGCUGGGAUUGGGAAGCGAGAUUGACAUGAAAGACAGCUUGAGAUUGUGGGCGCAUUCUGUUGCGUCUACUGUUAGAUAG